Molecule: messenger RNA, 3498 nt
Organism: Candoia aspera
Lineage: Eukaryota; Metazoa; Chordata; Lepidosauria; Squamata; Candoiidae
Gene: PLS3
Product: plastin 3
Exons: 17
Coding region: 104-2017 (637 amino acids)
Biological process (GO): actin filament network formation; actin filament bundle assembly
Cellular component (GO): actin filament bundle; actin filament; cytoplasm
Molecular function (GO): calcium ion binding; actin filament binding
Source: RefSeq, a predicted model, not a curated record
GGGCGGCGCGCCGUGCCAGCCGGAGCGGAGAGCGGCGGAGCGCGGCGGCGGGCGAGCAGCCGGAGGGCGGAGCGGCCGAGCCGUGUUGUUUUAAUGCACAGAAAUGGCCAGCGUUACACAGAUAUCCAAAGAUGAGCUGGAGGAACUCAGGGAAGCUUUUGCCAAAGUUGAUCUCAACAGCAAUGGAUUUAUCUGUGAUUACGAGCUGCACGAACUCUUCAAGGAAGCCAACCUCCCCCUCCCGGGAUACAAAGUCAGGGAGAUCAUUCAGAAACUCAUGAUUGAUGGGGACAAGAACAAAGAUGGGAAGAUCAGCUUCGAAGAGUUUGUUUACAUCUUCCAAGAAGUGAAAAGCAGUGACAUUGCUAAGACCUUCAGGAAGGCCAUCAACCGGAAGGAGGGCAUCUGUGCCAUUGGGGGCACUUCGGAGCUCUCCAGCGAAGGCACCCAACAUUCCUACUCAGAGGAAGAGAAAUACGCCUUUGUGAACUGGAUCAACAAAGCUUUGGAGAACGACCCGGACUGUAAGCACGUCGUUCCCAUGAAUCCCAACACGGAUGACCUCUUCAAGGCUGUUGGGGAUGGGAUUGUGUUGUGUAAAAUGAUCAACCUCUCUGUUCCUGACACAAUUGAUGAACGAGCCAUCAACAAGAAGAAACUCACCCCAUUCAUAAUUCAGGAAAAUCUGAAUUUGGCUCUGAAUUCUGCUUCCGCCAUCGGCUGCCACGUGGUCAAUAUUGGAGCAGAGGAUUUAAGGGAAGGGAAGCCCCACUUGGUCCUUGGCCUGCUGUGGCAGAUUAUCAAGAUUGGCUUGUUUGCAGACAUAGAGCUCAGCAAAAAUGAAGCUUUGGCUGCCUUGUUGCGUGAUGGAGAGACCUUGGAGGACCUGAUGAAGUUGUCCCCAGAAGAGCUUCUCCUGCGGUGGGCCAACUUCCACCUGGAGAAUGCUGGGUGGCACAAGAUCAACAACUUCAGCUCCGAGAUAAAGCUUUCCGACUUCCAUAACUCUGUUAAGGACUCCAGAGCUUACUACCAUCUCCUCAACCAAAUUGCCCCCAAAGGGCAGAAGGAAGGAGAGCCCCAGAUCGAUAUCAAUAUGUCAGGCUUCAGCGAGAAAGACGACCUCAAGAGGGCCGAGUGCAUGCUCCAGCAAGCAGAUCGACUGGGCUGUCGGCAGUUUGUUACCCCAACAGAUGUUGUAAGCGGGAACCCCAAGCUGAAUUUGGCCUUUGUGGCCAACUUGUUCAACAAGUACCCAGCCCUCACCAAACCAGAAAACCAAGACAUUGACUGGACACUGCUGGAAGGUGAAACCCGUGAAGAACGGACGUUCCGCAACUGGAUGAAUUCUUUUGGUGUGAACCCCCACGUGAAUCACCUCUACGCUGACCUGCAGGAUGCCCUGGUGAUUCUGCAGCUCUAUGAAAAGAUCAAGGUUCCCGUCGACUGGAACAAAGUCAACAGACCUCCGUACCCUAAACUUGGGGCCAAUAUGAAGAAGCUAGAAAACUGCAACUACGCUGUUGAUCUGGGAAAGCAUCCAGCCAAGUUCUCCUUGGUUGGCAUUGGCGGGCAGGAUCUCAACGACGGGAACCCGACCCUCACACUGGCUGUAGUCUGGCAGCUGAUGAGAAGACACACUCUGAAUGUUCUGGAGGACCUCGGAGAUGGUCAGAAAGCAAAUGAUGAGAUCAUUGUAAACUGGGUGAACAUGACCUUGAGAGAAGCUGGGAAAUCAAGUUCCAUCCAGAGCUUUAAGGACAAAAGUAUCAGCAGCAGCUUGGCAGUGGUGGAUUUAAUUGACGCCAUUCAGCCCGGCUGCAUCAGUUAUGACCUUGUGAAGACAGGCGACCUCUCCGAGGAAGACAAACAUAGCAAUGCCAAGUACGCCGUCUCAAUGGCCAGGCGGAUCGGCGCCCGCGUCUAUGCCCUCCCGGAGGAUUUGGUGGAGGUGAAGCCCAAGAUGGUGAUGACUGUGUUUGCCUGCCUGAUGGGCCGAGGGAUGAAGCGCGUUUAGAGAGCAGAGGACCCCCCGCCCCCCAGCACCGUUGCCGCACCGACCAAAGCGCCAUCGUCAGCUUCCAGAGCGGUGGUCCCUUCAGUUCAAGGACUCUCCGUUUUGCUUGGCAGGGCAGGAAGCGAAGAGAGGUCUCAGAGGGGGGCGGGAACCAGCCCACUGCCCUCUUCCUUGCCCAGGAAUCUCAAGGUUGCAUCUCCUCAAGUGCCACGGAAACAAUCCACGCUCAGCGCCGACCAAAGCUUUCUUUCCCCAUCCUGCGGGUCAGUUUUCUGGAGAGUGGCCAGACAUGGAAUUGGCCUCAAUGGUUGCAUCUCACUCUUCUGUCCUGAAAGGAAGAAGGAAAGAAAGGCCCUUUUAAAAAAAAAAAAUUCUAGUGGUUCCAGGGUCUGAGGUGGGCUUGAAGUUUUUUUUCCCCCCUCCAUUUAAUCUGCUGUUAAGUCAUGGGUGCAAAUGCAGUAACCAGAGUUGUGUUUUUAAGCCAUGCCUCAAAAGGAAACAAAGACAAAAGCCAGGUAACAGAAAUCAUUCUAAUUAGGCAAGAUUGCAUCAUUUAUCCUGCCAUUCUGAGCUAAUUGGCACACUCUGCUCUGCAUGAUUUAGUCAUGGAGAGGGAGCGGUGCCCUGGAAAGCCUUAGGCGGCAUCUCUCUGGCUUCUGAGACCCCAGCUCUUUCUCACUUUCAGUCGAUCUUCACCUCCCUAAGGACUAGAAACUUGGUUUUGUUUUGUUCGGAUAUCAGUGUGAGCUUCCAAUCUUGGGAAGCCAUGUUCUGUGCCCAGCUACCCCUUGUGGUGCUCCUGUGGACUUCGCAGGGACUGAUCUGGCAUCUGGUUCAAGGGUUCCAACCUGAACGGCCAGUGAAAUGGUACUCUCCAAGCUCAGUCUUCCCGCAGUCUUCUUGAAGUAAUGGUGCUGCUUGUGGCUUCCCUGUUCUGGCACAAGCACCGUGGGUUUUCUUUGGGGCUAGUUUUUCAUUCUCACAUUACUCGUUUCUGCGUGAGGUGCCAUUUUCAAAGGUUACUGCCUUGCCCACGGCUUAACUGAACCCCGAGAACUGAAUUGAUGCAAUUUUAUGUGUUGCCUUGGUUUUUGUUUUGUUUUGUAUUUUGCCUGAACAUUUUUUUUAGUUUUGUUUUUCCAAAGUCUGUAUGAAAGCCAUUUUUAAAAAACAGAUAUUUAAGUUGACACAAGAUGUUUGUUCAAGACUGUGUGAGAAGGGCGCCACAGAUGAGACCAGGCCUGUUCUCCAAAAGGCAGGGACCAGUAACUUGAAGGGCAGAAUGUGCUGAGAUUAAAGAAACUAUUUUUUAUAAAUAAAAGGAAAAUGUUAUCACCAAAGAAAAGGCUUUUAUCCAUAGGAGCAAGUAUAUUCUGGCUUUAGCAAGCUGUUAGCUACCCGUGAGAUCAUCUUCUUACAUAUUCAUAGCAAUGGAUUGUGGUGGCAAAGCAGUUGAAGAAAUAAAAUGGUUUAUAAACCUG